AUGGAUUCAAGCGUCUUAGAAACACAGUCAGAACAGAAGAUGGACAAAGCGCAAACUGAUGAAAACGCUCAUUCAAAUAUAGACAAGGUCGACCAACAAAUAAAGUUUUCUAUUCGGAACAUUCUGCAAUUACCUAGAGAUGCUCAGAGCGAAGGUGAACAACUCGAUGGAAAGGUAGAGGAAAAGCACAAAUCGCACCUCAAGGGGAAAAGAAAGCGAACAACAUUCUCCACUCGUCAGCUACAGGAACUUGAGAAAGCUUUCAGAAAGAUGCAUUACCCAGAUGUAUUUCUCAGGGAAAAAUUAGCUUGCAAAAUAAAACUUCCGGAGUCGAGGAUACAGGUAUGGUUCCAGAACCGCCGGGCUAAAUGGCGCAAGAAGGAGAAGUUUUCCAGUUGUCAAGGAAUACUUGCUGCCUGUAGUCUACCCUUUCCUCUCGGCUGGUCAACGCAACAGGCCGCGGCUCUGCUUCACUCGCAGAGCAAGUUCCUGGCAAACUUCUUCAGAAGGAGCCCAGCGUCCGACAUGUCGGCGAAGAUCACCACUAGUGAGCUGGUUGUACCCCGUGCCUUCGUAACCCACGGUACCAAUGGGUUCAGUUACCAGUCUAAGACUGUUUCCAAAAUAUAG
This is a messenger RNA of Ylistrum balloti, 630 nucleotides long. Its product is annotated as homeobox ARX homolog alr-1-like. The transcript has 4 exons. The coding region runs from base 1 to 630 and encodes 209 amino acids. Gene Ontology annotation, biological process: regulation of transcription by RNA polymerase II. Lineage: Eukaryota; Metazoa; Mollusca; Bivalvia; Pectinida; Pectinidae. The record is from RefSeq and is a predicted model, not a curated record. Gene Ontology annotation, molecular function: RNA polymerase II transcription regulatory region sequence-specific DNA binding; DNA-binding transcription factor activity, RNA polymerase II-specific.